CCCCCACGUACUCCUGCAAGAAAACAGUACCCUUUCUUGAGAUGAAAACCCACUAAAAUUUUGGUCAGAAAAAGGGGCGGAGAAAAACCCAGAGAAGAAUCUAGACAAGAAGAAGAAGAAGAGAGAGAAAAAAGAAAAUCAAGAAAAAAUGAAGAGAGAAGCAGCGGCGGAGGGCGGCGAGGGAGAGGGUGAAAAGGGCGGGGAGAAUUUCUGCCUGAAAAGUUUGUUGGAUAAGGGAAGCGUAGAGAGCCAUAGGUACUAUUUGGCGCGAAGAACGGUGCUGGAAAUGCUGAAGGAUCGUGGAUUCGCGGUGCCCAGUUGUGAAAUUGAGGUUUCGCUAGAGGAAGUUAGGAAUAAGCAUGGCCAGAUUCCCGAGGUUGACGAAUGGGGGGUUUCUUCUCUUCACAAGGAAAAUUUGGAAAUGCAGGUUCUAGUUCUAUUCAGUGGUCCGGGGAUAGUGAAAGUAAAUAACAUACGUGCGAUUGCAGCUCAGAUAGUUAACAAAGACAGCCUAAGUGGACUUAUAUUAGUCGUCCAAAAUAAAAUGACCAGUCAGGCCUUGAAAGCCGUCGAGCUUUUCUCCUUCAAAGUCGAAAUUUUCCAGAUUGCGGAUUUGCUGGUGAACGUAACUAAGCAUGAGAUGAAGCCAAAACACCAAGUGCUGACUAACGAAGAGAAACAAAAUCUACUGAAGAAGUACAGCAUAGACGAAAAGCAGCUUCCGCGGAUGUUGCAGAAAGACGCAAUAGCUCGUUAUUAUGGGAUGGAGAAAGGGCAGGUUGUUAAGGUGACAUACGGUGGCGAGUUAACUCAGUUACAUGUGACUUAUCGAUGCGUUUGGUGAUUUCUUUUAUUGCUUGUAACUUCAAUGUAUUUGUACUUUUGUAGGCAAUGCUUUCUGCAAUUCUGAUCAGAUGUUUUAAUUUCUGACGAUUUCUAAUGAACAAUUGUCCAUCGGAUUUUUGUAGUUUUUGCGUU
Messenger RNA from Erythranthe guttata (spotted monkey flower), 978 nucleotides. The record is from RefSeq and is a predicted model, not a curated record. NCBI's taxonomy places the organism in Eukaryota, Viridiplantae, Streptophyta, Magnoliopsida, Lamiales, Phrymaceae.